AUCCAAGCGGAGGAAUGGGCAAUAUAGGCGUGGGCGGCUCGGGUGGUCAACAGUAUGGAGAAGUCAACCAGUUGGGCGGAGUGUUUGUCAAUGGAAGACCUCUGCCCAAUGCUGUGAGAUUACGGAUUGUGGAACUAGCGCAACUUGGAAUCAGGCCUUGCGACAUUAGCAGACAGCUGAGGGUCUCGCACGGAUGCGUAUCCAAAAUACUGGCCAGAUACCACGAGACCGGGUCCAUACUCCCCGGUGCUAUCGGAGGAUCCAAGCCGCGGGUCACUACUCCGAAGGUGGUUUCGUACAUAAAGCAGUUGAAAGCGAAAGACCCUGGUAUAUUUGCGUGGGAGAUCCGAGACCGGCUGUUAGCUGACGGGGUUUGUGACAAGUACAAUGUGCCCUCAGUGUCGUCUAUAUCGAGGAUAUUGCGGAACAAGCUAGGCGGUGGGGCCUUGUACCCGGUACCGCCGCUGUACCCUGUACCGCCUCAGAGAUGCUGGCCAUUGCACCAACCAUACGACUACUAUGUCUAUUUGCAGGGCAGACAGCACGGCGGCGGAGGAGCUCACCUAGCCCCGCACCAGCAGCCUCCGCACCACGCCCACGCACACGCGCUCUGACGCUACGCGACUACUGCACUCAUGUGACAGUGACAAUGACAUUAUCUCAUAGUGACAAGUGUGAACUAAAUCCGCGACUUUAGACUCCGUGACAAUGUUUGUUAGCCGUGUGAUCGUGGGUGAUGAAGCGCCUUGACUGACAUUCCACUCGGCUUGGAGCGGUGGUCAGCUUCUCUCUCUCUCUCUCUACGUAGCUCUCUUACAGUCAGUGGAGAGAAACGCAGCGAGUAGUGCUAUAAAAACCUCAAAAUAAAUUGUUUAGUCGCGAUUGAGUCAUUCGUUGGAAUGGCCAGAAUUAUAAUAUUUAUACUAUGUAUUUCUUAGAGACUGCGUGCCCGCAGUGAGCGGUAAUAUAACCUCUAAUUUAUUAAGUUGUAAAUGCUAGAUAAACGAGAAAGUAUUAUGUAAAUAUAAGUCAUAUAAGCUGUAAGAUAAUAAUUUAUUGAUAAGGAAAAUAUAUAUUCAUUUUUGGGUCGGUAAGUAGCGCCAAGUGACCGGUGAUGUCAGCCGUGACUCCUCGCAAGAUAUUGCGUGCCAGCUGACGGAUCCCUUGAUGAAGAGCUGUCUAUUUGUGGUACAGUACCAACUAAUAUAUAGAUCAUGAAUGAUAAACAAAAUGUAGCUUAAAACUCAGUUACAUAAAUAGAUACGGGGCGAACUUUUUUUUUAUUGCUUGGAUGGGUGGACAAGCUCACAGCUCACCUGUUGUUAAGUGGUAACUGGAGCCCAUAGACAUCUACAA
Messenger RNA from Bombyx mandarina (wild silkworm), 1356 nucleotides. It is a transcript of the gene Poxm, whose product is annotated as paired box pox-meso. NCBI's taxonomy places the organism in Eukaryota, Metazoa, Arthropoda, Insecta, Lepidoptera, Bombycidae. Gene Ontology annotation, molecular function: DNA-binding transcription factor activity, RNA polymerase II-specific; RNA polymerase II cis-regulatory region sequence-specific DNA binding. Gene Ontology annotation, biological process: regulation of transcription by RNA polymerase II; anatomical structure development. The record is from RefSeq and is a predicted model, not a curated record.